Aureobasidium uvarum is the source of this 9486-nucleotide messenger RNA. The record is from the annotation of a GenBank genome assembly. NCBI's taxonomy places the organism in Eukaryota, Fungi, Ascomycota, Dothideomycetes, Dothideales, Saccotheciaceae.
AUGUUCAGAUCGCUCAGUAGCAAGAACUCGACUUCCUCUUCCAAACGCAAGAAGGCAGAUCAAUCGAGUCGCCGUCCCGAAUCUGUAACGUCCUCGUCGACACAUCGCAAAUACUCUCGCAAUGACGAACGCUCUUCCAAGGGUGAACAUAGAAAACCGACCUCGACCCAGCCUCCCGUGGAUGGUUCCUCUGGCCCAUCACCCUACUACACCACUGCUGAUCGACUCAAUCAACUCGAGCCUCGAUCUUUGACAGAGGAAGCUAUUAGAAGCCUCGGUUUGCAAGAUGAAACGUGGGAAGAUACAUACUCGCGUGCAGAAGACUUGCCCUCGGGGGGAGUUUCUGCAGACAAAAAUGGACGCUUCGACAGUUCUUACAAGGACGACCCUAGCCAGCGAUAUAACGAAGGUCUGAUAUACCGCUCUCCAAAUGAGGAAACAUUGCCGAAUGCCCGCUCGAUGUCUCACGGAGAUUGUCCUCAAAACUCGUUUGGCACAUCUUCUCAUGUGCAGGACCAAUUCCCCGGUCAAGACCCUUUAACGUAUGCGCGUUCCGCAUUCGAUCCAACUGCCGCUCGAAGCCCUGCUGCUGCGUACUAUGCUGGUGACCAGACUCGACCUCAUGACGCUUUUGCUACCUCACCGGCCAAUCAAUUCCCUCAAUCAGGUGCGGGAGAAGCUGCCGAAUACUACUCGCAAGCUUCAAUGCAGUCUCUGAAUGCUGGAAACCAUCAUGUACCUUCGCAAGCCUAUAGUGCUUCUCAAAACACAUCAAGUCGCCCUGCAGCACAGACUGAACCUCUAAUGUCUAACAAUUCCACCCAUCAUACUAAUUCUUACACUACCGGUCCGACUGACGGCCGCACCAACGAUGUUAAAAACUACACAUAUCAGCAACAACAUCGUCCGACGGAAGCUUUUGUACAAGGACAGUCUGCAUCACAUGAAACUUUCCAUCAGCAUUCUCAUCCUGUACCUUCCACAAACACCUACACUGACCAAUCCCACAACCCAUCCCUGCCCAGCCAACCUCCGGGACCCGGUAAGCAAGUUUCCGCGAACCAAAACCUGGCAUAUAUGACAGCCGCAGGAGCGGCGAUGGCAGGUGCUCAUAGCCAUCAUCAUCACAAUCUGCAUCAACACAAUCACUCUGCUCCCAUUCAUGGUGGUAAUNAUGCAUGGACAACCCCUCCAAGGCCCUACACAUCCGGAAAUAUGGCGAUGCAGCACAAGCACAAAGGUCCUAUCAGCAAAUUUGUGGAUUGGUGGAAAGAUUACGAAGACGUGCGCAAGAUGGAAGAGUACACCGAGUACAUUGGGGUAUGCAAGUAUUGCUUUGAUCCUCGUUCUACUGCCACAGAUGCUCCCAGAAAGCACCAUCGCGGAAGUAGACGGUCGUCUGAUUCGUUGCGAAGACGCUCCAGUGAUUCCCUCCGACGAUUUUACACCAAUGGAUCGACUUAUGGCAGAGUUGACAAGGAUUCUCGGUACCACUCGUCAUCAGACAGUGAACGUCGUAGUAAGAAAGCCAGCUGGAUGGGUGCUGGCAUUGUUGCGUACGGCGUAUCGAAGGUCGGAAAGUCUCUAUGGCAAAACUCUCGUGAUUUCGAUGACACAUACAGUGUCAAGUCUGGAAGGCAAAGCGAUGUUUCUAGGCAAGGUACUCGUAGAGAGGCGCGGCAGGGCUACUCCUCCAGUCACGAUAGUAAAUCAGAGCACAACAAUGACCGAAAGGUUGUAACUAACAGCUCAAGCAACCGCUUUCAAACUGGUACCCAGAGCUCGGCCACACGGCCAGGACACACCGGCACAGAGUCGAGACGCAGUCAAGAUGAUCGUUAUAGUACUGCCGAUCCGAACUUUGUGACUGCUGGAGGCUCGCGACACAGCGAGGAACAGAUCCAUGUUCGUCACCCUAGUCCUGGAGCCGGCUAUAUAUCACCACGUACGGCAUCCCAUCGAGGAUACAAAACCCGUUCGAGGAGUCAGAGUCCAUCCUUGGCCCAGAUCUUGGGACUGACUCGUUCACAAAAGCGCACAUCAGCAACAGCUUCACGUUCAUCCUCGUCACAGCAGGAGGGCAUGUUCACUGGCCUCUUCUCCAGACCGUCCAGCAGGCAUAGGUCCAAGCAGAGCAAAAGGCAAGGGUUCUUCAACUUUGCCAACUCAUCUUCAUCAUCUGCCAACUCUGACCUAGCUUUUGGUACUCGUCCUAAGAACGGGAAGCUAUCCACGAGAGCCACGAGAAAGAGCUCAGAUGAGCACCUCAAGGCUACCCUGUUGGGUAUUGGUGCCACCGCCGCUGCUCUGAGCGCGGUACAGCGGACUAGGUCAGGCAGCAAAAAGUCGGAACCCACAAGACUGCGUAACAAAGACCCCACUUAUGCCACACAGCGGCGCAAGCCGAAAACCAGUGAGGAAGAAGAGGGUUGGGAGUCUGCCACUGAUGAUGAGAGCGUUUCGUCUGGCCUUGCGUUUGGUGACUUCGAUGGAAGGGCUGUUAGAAGACAACGCAGCUCUGAAUCCGUAACUUCUCAGAGUUCUGGUACCGACAAAUGGAGCGGGCGCUGGCGUCGAAAGUCGGACAAGAAGGCUGAUGUUAACAACCUGCCACGAACCUAUAACAAUGACGAUGACUUCAAGGAGGACCAAGUUGUCGUCACGCCGCAGCCUCUGAAAUACAUGCAUUCAGCACCAAUCUCUAGCCCAAUGCAUUUUGAAGCACGGGGACAGUCGUCAAUGCCUGGUGCAUUUCCAGAGCAGCAGUAUUCAACCGAACGUGCGCAAAUACGACAGCCACAACCGAUCACGCCUCUACAGUCUAGCAUCUUCGGCAAUCGCACUCCGCCUCAUACUUCCCGUAUUGGUCCGCACAGUCCUCAGCUAUUCACACGCCCUACUGUACCAACAGAGCUGAGGCGCACGCAAUCAAGCCCUGUAUCGAGCCACACUAUGCGCAAUGCAGCGAUGGCUGGUAUAGCAGGCGCGGCUGCAGCUGGAAUUCUUUCCAAUGGCAAAAGCAGAGCUAGAGAUGACAGCCCUAGCAAUGUCCGCUUUGACCUCACUGAAAAACAAGCCAAGAAAGAGGAGCGUCAACUACGCAAAGACAAUGCUAAAGAGAGUAAGGAGCGUAUCAAAGAAGAGGCUAGAGACAAGAAAGAGCGUGCUCAUCUUGAUCGCGAAAGAGCAUUGCAAGAGGAGUCCGACCGAAAAGCUGUUGAAGAUGCAAGACGGUAUGUCGAAGAGGUGGAACGCCAAAAAGCUCUUGCCGAACAGGCUGAGAAGUACCAAGCUCAGUUGCGAGAAGCAGCGGCUGCCGAAACUAGGGAGCGAGAAGCAGAUCGCCAACGAGAAGAGGAAAUCAAAGAGUUCAUGAAGAACGCACUUGCCCACCAAGCUCGAGAGGCUGAAUCAAAGAAGCAGCACGAAACUUGGCAAGCUCAAGAGAUGGCAGCUGCGAGUCAAAAAUCCCCUCCAACCUCUCGAGCCGGGCCUUCCACGGCUUCUCAACCAGCUGUCGACAGCUCAUACGACUAUCAAACCGAUCAUCCUCAACAUGACAGGAACGAUCUCGCAAGUAUACCCUAUGCUACUCGCUCGUAUGAGCCAUCGAACGAACACAGUGGCCAACCCCUCAUGGACGACGACCUCAUUGAUCCCGAUUUCUUCACUCGCAGACGUAGUCACAGUGACCUAGCUCGGCACGAAGAGCUCGCCAGAAAGGCAGCUGCCAAGAUUGUUGCUGAUCUCGAAGACAGAUACAGAGAUCCUGCACCCUCUCAGGCCGAGUUUUUCGCACCAAAGGAACUUUUCGAACCAUCCAAGGGCAAGACAAAAGUCCAUGGACCCAUCGAUGACACCGAUUAUCAAAUCUAUCACAUGUCAGAGGACCAGCUUGCAUCAAUGCCCAACGAGCCACCGCCCCCAUACCAGCCAUCCUAUCAAUUCGCCAACGUGCGAGACAUGAAGGGUACCGCGUCUUGGGAUAUCCCAAAGCUCAAUGUGGUUGCUCCUACACCGCCUGCAAGCUACGCAGGAUCAGCCAGGGGCGACAAAUCGCCCAUCAUUGCUCCUGCAAGAGCUGUUCAGGGAACUAGCCAGGAGCCUGACACUAACCUCGAACCCCAAAAAUCGAGCAAAGUCAGCUGGGGAGAAGACCAGACUCGUUUUUACCAGAUUACUACCCCGGAGUCAUCCCAGGAGCAUGUUGUUCUCCCUGACGAGCCGCCACAUGGAGUGUCAGGCUUGUGUGACGAAUACGUACCUGUUGAACCAUCUCAAGCAGAGUCUGACAACAGCAGACAUAUGGCCAGUAAUUUAAAUUCGAACAGGGAGCAGCCAGAUGAGUUCGUCGAGGAGAUUAUGAGAGAAGUACCAUCGAGAACCUCGAAACGCUUGUACCGACAGCCUUUUGUUGAAAGCGUUGAUGAUGUUGCUUUUACACUGGAUUCGCCAGGAACUGAAGGUGCACCACCAGUACGAGAAUUCGUCGAAGGCGAGGCUGACGAUGCGAAUGAGUUCGAUGACCGUAUGCCUCACGUUCCUGGUGGCUUCGAUGAUGUAAAAUCAGAAACUCGACCUGAAAACAUAUUCAACAAUGAUAUUCAGAAACUCAGUCGUGAGGUCAUGCAAGAACAACAAGCUCCUCGCGAGAACGAACGCGCUCAAACCAUCGAGCAAUCAGGGUCUGCCCAGCAAGAUCAGGAUGAUUACUUCAUGAUCGGGCAGCCGAGAAGAAAAGCGAGACAAGGAAGCAAGAAGGGCAUCGCGAGAGCGAGAUCGACGANNUCGCCAGGCGACAAACUUAGAUCCGAGCUCUCAAACGAUCACAACGACGCCGAACAGGCUACAGACUACGCCAAGGUUGGAGCAGUGAUUGGUGCUGCAACUGCGGUUGGCGCUCUCGUUCACAAUGCCAGAUCUCGAUCUCCCAAUAGGAGAAAGAGCGAGCCAGAAGACUUUGAUCACCAACGUUCGUCGUCGUCACACUCAGAACCUCGAGAUACCGUCUCACAAUCUACACCUACAUCGCCUGUUUACGAGCGUCGACCAUCUCUGCCUAGCCACGCCUUUGACGACCUCGACAUGCUUCCUGGUAAUAAGAGACCAAAGAAGUCAAAGAGAAACAGUCUGCUCAACUAUCCUGCUAUCGGAUCUCCUCUUCGAUCAGCUAUGACCUGGGACGAGUACAUUGAACCUAUGGACGUCACGCAUCAUGAUCAACCUACCCAGUCACAAUCGUAUGAGAACAAUGUUGAACUCUCUUCUGAGGACACGAAAUCAGAGACAAGGAGAAGCUUUCCCUCGCCAGAGUCCGAACGCGGCGCUGCAUCCAUCGUCUCUGCUCCUGCUGGUGAUGAAGAGAGUGGUCGAAGACGCAAGAGUAGGAAGUCGCAGCGGCAACGGGAGAAGUCAACGUCCCCUCGCAGAAGCGCAUCAGUUACGAUGUCUGAACCGUAUGAGAGCUCUCGCAAGCACAAACAGCGAUCACAUCGUGAUGACAACGAUUUCGACGAUGCAUCGUCAACUCGCUCACGUAGUUCCCACAGCUCCAAGAAGGACGACGAAGAAAGCAGAAGCAAGAAGAAGGGCGGUAUAUUAAGCCUCUUCCGCCGCAAGACGUCUGAUGAUGUCGCUGGCAAUGAGCAGAAACGUGCCAAUGGUGAUCAUGAACGUUCCAAGCAUCAUCAUCGCCGUCAUAGCUCUGAGCAUGCUGUUGACGAGUUCAAUGGGCGCCGAAGCUCAACCUCGAGGUCUCGUUCUCGUGUUGGAAAAGAUGGCCCUUCUUCGAGACAUUCAAGCAGUUCCAGACAUCGACGAAGCCCUCAUCGUGAUGGUAGCGUAGAUGAAACCGAGACUGGUUCUCAUACACCAGGGCCCAGGCGCCGUCACAAGCAUCAUACUAGGGACCAUAGCCGAUCUCCAGAGAAAGAGUUUGAUGAUAAUCAAUCCUUGAUUUCAGAGUCUAGGCGCAAACACAGACAUCGAGAUCGGGACCUCAACUCAGACGAUAAAAGGUCGCGCUCGCGAGACAACAAGUACGUCAACGACGAAGACGAAUCUNUUUUAGGCGAACGGGUAGAGGAUGAGGAGUCCGUACCUCUACCCGAGGAUGAUAGUCCGUCAUUAUCCCAGGCCCCAGAGUCAGUUGAAAAUCCACAGGAAUCCAUUUCGCCGUCAGGGCAUGACAAGAUGGGGAGGAUGGAGCAAUCGACCGACUCGAUAACAUCGCCAAUAUUUCUCAAUGCGCUGAAGAACUUGCCGGAUGUUGCAAUACAGGGGAGUACGGACGACUCAACCCAACAGAUUGUUGAAACUAUGUCCCGUCUACCACCGUCAGAAGCGCUGUCACCUCCUGUCGAAUAUAUGACUCCAGCAAGGCCAAUAGUUCCUCUACGAAUAAGCUCCUCCACAGCUGUUCCACUGAGGUUCCGCCGUCCACCUACUUCCCCUAGUCAUCCGCGGGAACGCUCAGCCAGCUUCAGCUCUCCUGUUACACAAUCACCCUCAUCACCGAUAACGCCGAAGGCCAAGAGACCAUUGUCCACAGAGUUCAUGCAUUCGACCGAGUUCAGACCGCUAUACUUGCUUGAACGCACACGCAAGCCUCAAGAACAGGAAGCUGAACAAGACUUGCCAAGUUUGCCUCCGAGUCGUAGCACAAGCUCGUCGAGCUUGCAGAGCAGUGAAGACUGGCAGUCUGCAGCCGAGGAAUUUGACCCAAGUGAACACGAUAACUCGAGUCCACCCACAGUUGAUCAGUUCCAGACCGAUGAGCCUGAAGAUGUUCUAGGCUCCGCCCAGACUACGCCUAAAGCGACCGAGUUUCCCAAGAACAUUUUGCAGUCUCGUCCUCAUCUGGAGCCGGAGUACUACUCUUGGAGCGACAUGGAGCGUGAGGAACACCUACGCGAGGAAGCGCAGUGGGAACAUCAUGACGACUUGGUCGAGGAGCCAGCAGCCGGAGACGACGAUCAGAACGGACCGAUGUUGGUCAGCAAUACUAUCGCGCCGAAGGAGGACACCGAAGUUGCAGUCAAUCAAGAUCCCAUGGCAACAGAUGUGUGGGGUGACCUGAGCGACGAAGAGCUCCAAACUACCGUGGCGCCCAGUCAUGAUGAAUCAGCAGAGUCGAGCAUGCAAUCAGAAGAACCAGAUGCUGGCUCAAGCCUUACAUUCUCAGCCAAGAAGCGCAAGAACAAGAAAGCAGCCAAACUGGGAACAUCUUCCAACUCUGAGAUUACUAGCCCUGUCCGCGAAUCUCCAGCAGAACUUGCAAGAAGGCGAGAGAAAGAUGCACAAGAUGCCGUCGAUACUUGGUUCAAGCCUGCUGCGGAGCUGAGACAAGAAUCCCUUUCUGAUGCUAGUCAAGUACCACUGCCGGAGACGACAAUACCUCUCGAGCCAGAGGUCAAAGAGAGCGAACUCUUCCCAGCUUCAAUUCAAAGAGACGAACCUUUGAUGCAAGAAAUCGAGCCCAGUUCUCCAUUGCUGUUACGCAAAAAGUCGAAGAAGGGCAAGAAGAAGCAGAAAUCUGCAGUCUUGGAUGAAAAACACUCUGAGCCCAUACCAGCUGAGGAUUUCUCACAGCCAAAGAUGGUCGCUGAAGCAAUGCCUCAACAUGAGUCUGCUCAAGGAACUCAACCCAGGAGUGAAUAUGAAGAAGUGCAGACCACAAUAGCUACUGAAGAGACAGCUCAAGAGCAAGAACGCGACCUCGAAGCUUCGGAGAUAGUCAUCUCAAUGGAUGNNCUACCGUUGGAGCUGCCAUGUCUGNAGAGUCUGGAACAGCCGGAUGACUAUGCACAGAUCGAAGAGCCGAGCUAUGCCAUGUCUAAGGCAGAGCGCAAGAAGAAGAACAAAAAGGCAAAGAAGGCUGCACUCUCGAUUGCAGUUCCUGUAGUUGCUGCAGCCGCAUUAGUUGCCUCAGAUCGAGAAGCUCCGGAGCAGAAUGACGAGGGGGCAACUUCGAAAUCCGAGCCCGUGCUUGCUAAUGACGAGAAACCUAUAGACGAGUCCGCCAAAGACGACACGGACUCUGUUCCUACUCCUACUGACGAUCCCAUGGAUGAGGUUUCUCUGUCCACUAGAGCUCCUGAAGACACUGUACCUCUUAUCGAGACCGAGACAACAACGGAAUAUGGCGUACAAGAGCAGCAAAUUGCGGCUCACAAGAAUCACACCGAUACUGAAUCGCGCAUACAAGAAAAGGACCCAGGCGUUCAGUCUUCCGAUCCCGUGACCGGCCUGCUGCCUGAACAAAUAGCGCUUCCCGAUGAGACUCAGGACGAAUUGACAGAGUUCAAAGCCACCGAGCCUGUUUCAGAACCUGUCGCAGAGGCAUCCCAAGAACAACAGACUCAGCUCGCACCAGAAGUAAAGAUUGAGGAGGUACUCGCAAGCUCAGAACGAGCUGACCAAGAUGCAACGACAACAAGCAAAAGAUCAUCUUGGUUCUCUUGGCUCCCAGGCGGUAAACCACAAGAAGUUGACGAGCUAAACGCCGAGUCGGAGGCAGUUGAAGAUAACCUAGAACGGCCCAAUGCUCUGACACAAGAGCCGUUUGAGCGGCUUCUUGACCAACCGAUACAACACCCUGAGUUUGUCAACGAGCCGAUCAUAGAGGAUGUUCUCAAGGAUGCAUCAGAGCCGACCUCGACCACACUUGAUUCGGAGGACUCCCCAGCCUUACCAGUGGAAGAGCCUGCAUUCGUUGAAGAUAUCUGGACCAUGCCGUCGAAGAAAAGUAUGAAAGGCAAAAAGGGCAAGAAGUCUACGAAAGCAGAAACUCUGUACGAGAAAGCGUCGAUGUCUUCAUCGUUUACCGAGAACACAUCUCUAGAUGUUGAAGGUUCACAGAACGAGAACACUGAACCCGCCGAGAGUGACAUGAUUAUCGAGAUUGCAGAGCCCGAGCCUUCGAGCAACAUCAACGUGCAAGGUUCUAGCAUCGAUUUUGCGGCACAUGGGCAAGCCCCGCCUACUACCGUAGUCGAAGGCAAAGAAUCAUCUCCAGCUCCAAACGUAGAGAAUAUGGAACCAGAUAUUCCGUCGGAAGCUGUAUCUCAAUCUCUUGAGUCCGCAACAGAGCGCACCGAAGCGGCCACCACUUCUGUCGACCCCGAUGUUCAUGAUCGAGCUCAAGAUGAGAGUAGGUUUCUGCCCCUUCACGAACCCGUUUCGAACGCCGAGCCUCCUACUGCCACGGCUGAAGAUGAAUGGACCAUGCCUUCGUCCAAGAAAAAGAAAAAGAGAGGCAAGAAAGGCAAACAGACAUUGACAGAGCCCGUCGAGGCAGCUGAAGAUGUUCAACAAGCACAAACUCCAGAGCCAGAGCCGCUUGAAGCUAUGGCGAAUAUUGAGACACACCUGCUACGCCAGACGUUUUCGAGACGCCUGCAGAAGGCACUUCAGCACAGUACUUCGAGACACCCGCUGAUGAGCUUGCUGACCAAUACUUUAUCACCCCGGUUGAGGAAAUCUUAG